UUCAUAUAAGGUGUUACUGAUAACCUCUUGUGAGUCGAGUGUGACAGAAUAAGUUUAUGCAUACAGUGCUUUUUAUUUAUAUUUAUAUGUGGAGGGGGUGUUUCUCAAUGCCCUCUGUCCGUGAUUUGAGGUGAUUUUGGAAAGCCCUCGUCCUCUCUGGUCGUGUAGCCAUGGCAGUCGGGGUGAAGUUGGUUCUGUCGGGGCUGCUGUGUGCCCUGCUGCUCGGGGGUGGCUAUGACUACUUGUUCAACCUGGAGAUGAACAAGUGCAGGAUGACGUAUAUGUACGAGUAUCCGCAUUUUAUUCCACUGAGACUUCCUACAGAGGUAAGAAAAAAGUUCCCGCACUACAGCUUAAUCGUGUACGGUGAGGGCAACUACUCGGAAACACUGAAAAAAGGCAAAUUUUCUGGCAUUCCUGUAUUGUUUAUCCCAGGGAAUGGUGGAUCUCAUAAGCAAGUAAGAUCUUUAGCAUCAGUGGCCUAUAGAAAGGCGAUGGACCACGAGACCAAGUUCCAUUUCAACUUCUUUGCUGUGAACAUCAAUGAGGAACUCGGGGCAUUGUAUGGGCCAGUGCUGGAACGUCAGACAGAAUUUGUCACCUUCGCCAUACAGCACAUCCUGAAACUCUACGAAGACUCUCCAAGAAAGCCCAAGUCUGUUGUGUUAAUCGGUCACUCCAUGGGAGGGAUGGUAGCAAGAGCAGCACACGUCACAAAGAACAUCUCCGCAACCACAGCUCCGCUCAUCAUUACACAGGCAACUCCACACACUAGACCUGUCAUUGUCACUGAUCCUUCGAUUGAGGAUUUCUAUGACAAGGUAAACUCCUACUGGACAAUGGAGCGCAUGUUUGACCUGAAGGACUUGGUGUUAGUGACUGUAGGCGGUGGCAGGAAUGAUGUGCAAGUCUCCACAGCCCACAUAAAUACCCCGUUGGCAGACAUUGCAACGACUACAACAAAUAUCCCAUCCUGCUGGCUAACAGCAGAUCACCAGGCUAUUGUUUGGUGCCACCAGCUGGUCAUGCCGAUAAUGAGGUCGUUGUUCGACAUUGUUGAUCCCAAGACUUACCAGAUCACUACAGACAGACAGAGGAUCAUAAAUGUGUUUGAUUAUCAUCUGUCCAAGAGAAUCAUAGGCAAGCGCUACAAAGGGACAACGUGGCACUCAUCAACCAUAGAGUUUGAUAUAGAAGCUGACUGGAAAGAGAUCCUGAGGCGGCAGCACACCCACACGGCCCAGGAAAACCCACGGCCCACGUACCUCAUGAUCCCCCUGCACCCGGGUCACCAUCUCUACCAGAAGGCCAUGAUUGUGGCCACCAAUCUAGACAAAAAAGACUGGGUCAUGGCUUGCCAGGCUAAUCAUGUGCAUAAGAACACCAGGAUGUGUCUGAACGGGGAAAACUUGUCACAAAUGACCAGGCGUUUGCUCGGAAAAGUCAAGGCAGUUGAACUGGACCUCACAACACUGAGUAAUGCUGGUCACUCACAUGUUGUAGUGUAUCUUCCUCCAACUGAUGAAAAGGUGGAAGUGUCCGUAGAUGUCCAUGGAGAAGGCGGGAGGCAGAAGGAUUUUGAGGUUCCAGCUUUCAUCAAGUCCUUUACACAGACAUUGAUUGUGGACACCACGCCUCAGAGAGCCCUGUCCUACAAUGUAUCUCUUCAAGGACUGCAUGAACCUUGGCAGUCCUUCAAGUUCACACUUCGUCCUCGAUCGGCGUCUUGCGUGAAUCAUAGCGUAAUUCAAGCUAAAAUCUUUGUGCCAUGGGCUCAGAAGGAGUCAAUUUUACAGAAUAGUGAUCCUGUAAAGUCAUUCUACGCAGAAGUAGACGUCUUACCCCCGGCAGAUCGGAACUUCUCAUCAGCAAGCAUCCAGUUCGUCCUUGACCCCGACUGCAGCUACUCCAUUGUAGUUCAAGGCAACCUUUUGGGAAUUUUCCGUCGCAUCGUUUCACAGUUUGGGCAACAAGUGCCGACUUACAUUGCAGUUCACUUACUUCUUACACUAGCCAGACAACUACAGACACUUGAGGAUGAAGGUUAUUGCCCUACACUGUUCUCAGCCAUGCUAACUCUCACUCCUCUGGCAGUUAUUCCGUUUGUCAAGGUCAUGAACAUGGUGCUGAAGAACAUGGACGUGUACGACGACUUCAGCAUUAUGGAAGAGAGCGGGCAGCAGCUGGCAGUUCUCCCGAUCCUUUUCUUCCUGGGAACCCUACCUCUCUCUCUGGCACUUGGGGGUCUCGCUUGGGGAUUUAUCUUGUUCUUUGGAAACAGUGCUCAUUUUGUUGUCACCAAAGUAUUGGGACGUAGCUUAGGAGGAGGUGAUAUGAUUGCAGAUUUGGCAGUGUCGGGAUUGUCACGAGUGCCCGUGUUGCUAGGCGUGGCUCUCAUCUCCUUGGCUUAUUCUACUUGCGGGACUUUGGCACUAUGUCUGGCCGGCUUUUUUUAUUUCAUCAAGGUGUUUAAGCUGUACGAAGACUUCAUCGAGAAGAUUGUCGUGGGGCUGAUCCCAGGCACGACUGAGAACAGGUCAAAGACAGACAAGGCCCUCUCACAGCUGAACUUCCACAUGACUCUCAUGAUGAUCAUCUUCCUUGUGAGUGCUCUCAAUGCUCCUGCUUUCAUUGUGUGGGGCAAACUGCUCAGUCAUAACUUACAAUUGGUGCAAGAUCCAAGCCUAUAUGUGGCAGUGACGGUCUUGAUAGGGCUCUGCUUCCUCUGGCAAAAGAAAGUCCCUCAAUGUGAUAAGAGAUUCUACAAACAGCUGGGUUACUUGGUCCACUCCUUAGCUGUGUUGACCCUCCUGUAUGGCAGUGUGAAUUUGUACCGCGUGUCCUACAUCCUAUCGGCAGCUAUAAUCCUUGUUGUGAUACACCAGCUUGUGGCUCCAAGGAAACCGCCCCAGAGGGAGAGCCAGGAGGAUGAAAGCCCUAGUGAAAGAAGCCGUCCUUUCAUGGCACAGGUUGACGAGUCAGAAUCCGACGGCACCAAUUCUGGCAGCAUUACCUCAGAUAAUGACUCUGGGCCAAGCCAGAGGAUUAUUUAAGGAGAAGAAGAAGAGAAGAAGAAAAAGACAGGGGAGUGAAGGAAUAAGUAGAUGAUCCGGUAAUCAAACUAUUCUUGUCUUGUGGUCUUGCCCAUUGAUAGACACUUCUGGAGGCAAGGAGGGGCAGUCAGUAACUUAAAACACUGGGUAAAUUUUUAUUGAUAAGUCAGAUGACAAAGUUACUUUGUACAUGAAUCUGGAGGCACAUGUAAAUUGAUCAUAUACACAUGUGUUCCAAGAUUACUUUCCUCUUCACUGGCUCCCAUAACCCACUAACGACGGGUGUCCCACAUAUUAGACACCCGAAAAAAUAAACAUUGCUGGGCGUCCCGCCAGUGUAUUGGGGCUCGCGCUCUGACGCAGCAGCAGGCGAUUUUGUAGCCACCCGGAAUCUUUUAUUUUCGGCUUCAAAAUGUACCGGCGUUAAUGGGUUAAUCCCUAUAUCUUGUCCAAGUGUCUGUCUCUGGUCCUACCUCAGUUGGCAAGGUGAUGUGAUGGUCAGUUUUAGGUUAAAAUUGGGAAAGAACCUCACCCCCAGAGGCUAGUCCAGAUUGGCCAGUAUUCAAGACUGGCUCAAGAUUUGUCAUAUUUGUUGAAGAAUAACAAUAAGCACCCAUGUCAUGUUCACGAGAGCUGCAUUUAGAAAUAUUUUCUUUAUCCUCAUAGAAAUUGCAUCUUAGGCAGGUAUGAUGAUGUCACAAUGUACUAGUUAAUCACUGCUCAUACUAGAAGAGUAAUAUAUGAUGUAUGCUUAGGGUUUCAUUGUUAUCAUCUCAUAUGCAUGUGAUUUCAGAUGUCCAUUCAUACUGUUGUAUAAAUCGGGAAUAGCUGUAACUGUGUGGUACUGAAUUCAUGAAAUAUUUGUGCAAUUUGUGUUGUUAAUAAUGACUGUCAGGACUGGAAUUUUCCUGUUACAAUUACCUCUUGGAUAUGUUUAUCCGAUGUUUUUUUUAUGUUUAUUUCUUUGUUAUUAAUUUUUGAUUAUCAAGCAUUUUGAUAUGUGAUUGUGCUUUUCUUUUGUGGGCAAUGUGCAGUUUAUGAAGAUAUGAAUCUAUGAUUAUAUUUUUCUUCUUUUCUUUCUCUCUUUGUGGAUGUGCAAUUUAUCAAAUUUGAUUUGCAAUGUUUAAAAGAAAAAAAACGAAAAAGAAAAAAAUCUGCCCCAGAAUCAAACCAAUCUGCAUAAAUACCCUCUGAGCAAAAACUGUCAAAAGUGGGAUGAAUUGUUAAUUGAUCAAAUUAUAUUAAAGUAUAUGUAAACUCA
Messenger RNA from Penaeus vannamei (Pacific white shrimp), 4314 nucleotides. It is a transcript of the gene PGAP1, whose product is annotated as GPI inositol-deacylase. Gene Ontology annotation, biological process: endoplasmic reticulum to Golgi vesicle-mediated transport; GPI anchor metabolic process. The record is from RefSeq and is a predicted model, not a curated record. NCBI's taxonomy places the organism in Eukaryota, Metazoa, Arthropoda, Malacostraca, Decapoda, Penaeidae. Gene Ontology annotation, molecular function: phosphatidylinositol deacylase activity. Gene Ontology annotation, cellular component: endoplasmic reticulum.